AUGGGCACAGGCGGGGGACCCCGGGCUGCUGAGCCCCCCGGCUGUGCGGGACCCCCCGGCUGCACCGUCCCCACCAUGUUCCGGCAGCAGCGGCCCCGCGCAGCCGUGACAGAGACAGAUGAGCCCCGGCACCCCCGCACCCCACUGCCGGCUGAGGGGCCAUGCCCGGCGUCCUGGAACGUGGUGGGCACUGGCAUGGGCACCGUGGGGACACGUGUGGCACGGGGGGGCGUCCGUGGCUCCUCCUCCUCCUCCUCCCGGUAUCCCGGGGCUUUAAGGCGGUGGAACGGGAAUCGCGGGGCUGGGGGGGGGGGGGGGGAGGCGGCCGGUUCCCCCCCGCUGCCCGCCGCGGUCGGCGGCCACCGGCGGAGCCCCCUGGACCGGCUCCCGCCCCCCGCCAACACCACAAAACCGCUGACCCCCUUCGGCAUCGAGGACAUCCUUGGACGUCCCCGCGGCGGGAGCCCCCCCGGGACCGGGACCGGUCCCGCCGCCCCCCCCGCCCCGACAGGGCCCCGCGGAGGCGGCGGCGGCUGCGCCCCGGCCUCGCCGCUCUGGGCGCUGGAGGAACUCGCCAGUAAAACCUUCCAGGGGCUGGAGCUGGGAAUGCUGCAGGCGGCCGGAGGUCCGUCCCCGCCGGGCGCCCCGGGCCCGCGCCCUCCGUGCAGGAAGCGUCGCAAGUCCCGGACCGCGUUCACGGCGCAGCAGCUGCGGGAGCUGGAGCAGCGAUUCCGGCGGCAGCGCUACCUCUCCCCGGUGGACCGGGACGCGCUGGCGGCGCGGCUGGCGCUCUCCGCCGCCCAGGUCAUCACCUGGUUCCAGAACCGCCGCGCCAAGCUCAAGCGGGACCUGGAGGAGCUGCGGGCGGACGUGGCCUCGCUGCAAGCGCUGCCCCCCGCCGCCCUGCAGCAGCUGGCGGGGCUGCCCGAACCCCCGGGGGCUCCCGGUACCGGCACCGGGACAGCAGAGCCCGCCGAGCUCUCGGAGGAGGAGAUCGACGUGGCGGACUGA
Molecule: messenger RNA, 1011 nt
Organism: Pyrgilauda ruficollis (rufous-necked snowfinch)
Lineage: Eukaryota; Metazoa; Chordata; Aves; Passeriformes; Passeridae
Gene: LBX2
Product: ladybird homeobox 2
Exons: 3
Coding region: 1-1011 (336 amino acids)
Biological process (GO): regulation of DNA-templated transcription
Molecular function (GO): DNA-binding transcription factor activity, RNA polymerase II-specific; DNA binding
Source: RefSeq, a predicted model, not a curated record